GCGGGAUUCACUCCUUGUGAUAAGUCAAUUUGCGCCAGAGGGAGAGGCGAGGGCGCCGCUCGGCCGCCACAAAUCCCCGCGGGAUUGCUCCUCGAUCAAUCGGCGCGCUGCUGCUCCACUCGCGAUCUAUGGCCCGGCCGUGGCGAUCGAUCUGCUGUAAGUUUUCUUUCCUUCAAGAUUUUUCCGGGGUCAGCAGCAUUUAUUGCUCCGCAUUUACGCACGACAGCAUUCUAGCCGCGGGCGCGAGGAGAGGAGCUGCGAUCUCUCCCCAGCAUUCUCGAGAAAUUGGGGGAAAAAUUAUUUCCUUCUUCCAGAGAUCGAACAAGAUUAUCCAGGGGUGGGGCGGCUAAACAGGAAAAUUUACACAGCAGGAUUUGUCCCGUCCGCGACGGCAUCGAACGGCUGUCAAUUUUGUGGUAGCCAUGGUUUUAUCUCCUACAAAGGAUCCAAAGAGGAAUCGCAAGCCAUGGAUGGAUAGGCAGCAGCAUCAGCGCGAGCAGCAGGAAAGCUGGCUCUCUCCGGAGCUCUUUCUGGAGAACCUGGGCAACACGGAGAAUGGUUUCGCGAGCAGCAAGCUGGAAUCGGUGCUGCAAAACUCAGAUUUGCAGAACAGGCAGAGAUCCGAGACGGUGGCGAGCAACAAGGGGGCAAUUCACGAUGAGUCUCGGUGUCACGACAGGGAGCAAGAGCUAGACGGUGUAGAAGACAAAGGAAAAGAAUUGGAACAGCCAACAACAAAUGCGGUGGUGGACUUAGACAACAAAGGAGGAAGGGAGCUAGGAGAAGAAGAGCAUGAGAAUGGCGACGCUCCAAAACUGAGAAACCAGGACGAUGAUCUCCCAGAUUCGUCAGAGCUGGAAGAAAGAGAGGUGGUUUCAAGCUCCACAACUCCCAGCUUCAGGGAAGAAUCCGCGGGAUCACGUCAAGGAUUCGAGGAGACGACUCUUGGACAGGGAAAGGAUCAAACACCGGAGGAAAGAACUGCGGUAGCGGUCCAAGGCUCAUUAAUGGAGGAGGACGCGACGACUACUUCUACCACUUUGUCACCACCACCAUUGGCAGGAGGCGAGCUGGAGCUCGACCACAACUACAAGGAGGAUCUCAUCGGUACUCUCAGCCCUCGACGUAAAGACCGGAUCUUGAGGCCAGCGCGAGGCUCUUCUCGAGCGUCGCAAGAUUUUGACGAGGGCGAGGACGCGGACGUAGCGCCGCUGCCAUUCUCUGGGCCGAUAUCUCUGUCUGGGUACUCGGGUCCCAUUUCCGGGGGGAGCAUUUCAAGGCGCUCAGACGGCAGCAGUACGAGUACGCGGUCCUUCGCAUUCCCAAUUUUGCCAUUCGAAUGGAACGCCAGCCCCGCUCGAAUGCCGCCGCCGGUCAGUCGAGGAAGCUACUGGCGAAACAAACGAGAGUGGUGCUUGCGUUGUCUUUGCUGCUCCCGUCCUUCCACGCAUCCUUGAGGUUUGUGUUUGUGUGUAGCUCUUUUGGUUGCUGCUAGGUGUAGGAAGUCUUUCUCUCCUUUCCUUAAUUCGCUGGUUUUUGUUUCCUUUCUUUUCCAUUUUUGUUCGGAAUUACUUGUAUAUACAGUUUCUAGCGUUUAUUUAAUCGCCCAUAACCGUGGGUUUGUUGACAAUAAA
Selaginella moellendorffii is the source of this 1634-nucleotide messenger RNA. RefSeq lists its product as uncharacterized. The record is from RefSeq and is a predicted model, not a curated record. NCBI's taxonomy places the organism in Eukaryota, Viridiplantae, Streptophyta, Lycopodiopsida, Selaginellales, Selaginellaceae. The transcript is spliced from 2 exons. The coding region runs from base 423 to 1457 and encodes 344 amino acids. Gene Ontology annotation, biological process: regulation of asymmetric cell division.